AUGCUCAUGGAUGGCAAGUCCAACGAGCAGCACAACCUGAAACUAGCAAGCAUGACAGACUCCCCUCUCGCACAUUUCCACGAGCAGAUCAACUUCAUCUCGUUAAAGUUCUCUUCUUUCCUCAAUACCUGCCCCUCGACGCCGAUUGGCCAAUAA
Molecule: messenger RNA, 156 nt
Organism: Trichoderma atroviride IMI 206040
Lineage: Eukaryota; Fungi; Ascomycota; Sordariomycetes; Hypocreales; Hypocreaceae
Source: RefSeq, a predicted model, not a curated record